GAAACUCCUCAAAAUUUGCAGCACAAUUAAAGAAUGCUGAAUUUCUAUAACAAACAUUUUCCGAUCGUAGUAAGUGCUGCAGAAAAGAAAUAGUUUCCAUUUUCAUAAGACAUAAAGAGUGGAAAAAUAAAAUAGAAAAUGCGUGAGAUCGUUCAUAUUCAAGCUGGCCAGUGUGGCAAUCAAAUUGGAUCAAAAUUUUGGGAGGUAAUUUCCGACGAACAUUCCAUUGAUGCAACUGGGACGUAUGGAGGAGACAGUGAUUUGCAGCUGGAGCGCAUUAACGUUUACUAUAACGAAGCAUCUGGGGGAAAGUAUGUUCCACGUGCCGUUUUGGUCGAUUUGGAACCUGGAACAAUGGAUUCCGUUCGAUCGGGACCAUUCGGUCAAAUCUUUCGUCCUGACAAUUUUGUAUUCGGCCAGUCUGGUGCCGGAAAUAAUUGGGCCAAAGGACACUAUACCGAAGGCGCAGAGCUGGUCGACUCUGUAUUGGAUAUCGUACGUAAAGAAGCCGAAGGAUGCGAUUGUCUGCAAGGAUUUCAAUUAACGCAUUCACUCGGUGGAGGCACUGGAUCGGGCAUGGGUACGUUGCUCAUCUCAAAAAUCCGUGAAGAAUACCCAGACAGAAUUAUGAACACGUUUUCUGUUGUACCAUCACCAAAAGUAUCCGAUACGGUUGUCGAACCUUAUAACGCAACAUUGUCUGUGCAUCAAUUAGUAGAGAACACGGAUGAAACGUUUUGUAUCGAUAACGAGGCCCUGUACGACAUCUGCUUCCGUACGUUGAAGCUUACGACGCCAACAUAUGGUGACCUCAAUCAUUUGGUAUCGAUGACGAUGUCUGGUGUGACCACCUGUCUCCGUUUCCCCGGUCAACUGAAUGCUGAUUUACGGAAGUUGGCCGUAAAUAUGGUUCCAUUUCCACGUCUUCAUUUCUUCAUCUGCGGUUUUGCGCCACUUACAUCGCGUGGAUCUCAGCAGUAUCGCGCUCUAACUGUUCCAGAGUUGACUCAACAAAUGUUUGAUGCAAAGAACAUGAUGGCUGCGUGCGAUCCACGCCAUGGUAAAUAUCUAACUGUGGCGGCAAUCUUCCGGGGCAGAAUGUCCAUGAAAGAAGUGGACGAACAGAUGCUCAAUAUUCAAAACAAAAAUUCUGGGUACUUCGUCGAAUGGAUUCCGAAUAACUGUAAAACGGCCGUUUGCGAUAUUCCUCCACGCGGAUUGAAAAUGUCGGGUACAUUCAUUGGGAAUUCGACGGCAAUUCAGGAGUUGUUCAAACGUAUUUCGGAGCAAUUUACGGCAAUGUUUCGCCGAAAGGCGUUUUUGCAUUGGUACACGGGCGAGGGAAUGGAUGAAAUGGAAUUCACGGAGGCUGAAAGCAAUAUGAGCGAUUUAAUUUCGGAAUAUCAGCAAUAUCAAGAUGCUAAUGCUGAUGCAGAAGAUGAGGGUGAAUUCGAUGAUGAAGAGGACGUAAAGCCAUAAAUUAUUUGUGUUUUGUCAAUUUCAAGCUACCGUUAAAAUGAAUUCCGAAUAAAAAUUCAUUUUACGAAUCAA
This is a messenger RNA of Bradysia coprophila, 1551 nucleotides long. RefSeq names its product tubulin beta-4B chain-like. Gene Ontology annotation, biological process: microtubule-based process. Gene Ontology annotation, molecular function: structural constituent of cytoskeleton; GTP binding; GTPase activity. Gene Ontology annotation, cellular component: microtubule. The record is from RefSeq and is a predicted model, not a curated record. NCBI's taxonomy places the organism in Eukaryota, Metazoa, Arthropoda, Insecta, Diptera, Sciaridae.